CAUUCUUGUGCUCGAGUUUUUCUCUGAUAAUGUACAUGUUUUGCUUCGUUGUUUCCGAAUGAAGUAAUCACGUAUGCUGCGUGAACAUUUUCAAUUUUUCAUAGCUGAAGUUGCUUGCGUGAAACUUCUUGAUCCGAUGCAGUACUGUAUAGCUUUACUGUAGUUUCAAUGAUCAUAACGUUAUUUUAUGAAUUGUGAAUAAUUUUUAUCAGUUUAUUAAUAAGUGAUUUAUUAAUUAUUAAGAAUCAUGGGGUUCAAGUUCCUGGAAAUUAUUAAGCCUUUUUGUAGCAUACUGCCUGAAAUUGCAAAACCGGAACGUAAAAUUCAGUUCCGUGAGAAAGUACUAUGGACAGCUAUUACUUUAUUUAUUUUCUUAGUAUGUUGUCAAAUUCCGCUAUUUGGUAUCAUGUCAUCAGACUCGGCCGAUCCGUUUUACUGGAUUCGGGUGAUUUUAGCCUCGAAUCGAGGUACAUUGAUGGAAUUAGGUAUAUCACCGAUCGUUACCUCCGGACUUAUUAUGCAGUUGUUGGCCGGAGCUAAAAUUAUCGAAGUAGGUGAUACACCCAAAGAUAGAGCACUUUUCAAUGGAGCCCAAAAACUCUUCGGUAUGGUUAUUACCGUCGGUCAAGCUAUUGUGUACGUAAUGACCGGUAUGUACGGAGACCCGUCAGAGAUCGGAGCUGGUGUGUGUUUAUUGAUCAUUAUUCAAUUAUUCGUCGCCGGAUUGAUCGUUUUGCUUCUGGAUGAAUUAUUACAAAAAGGAUAUGGCUUGGGAUCUGGUAUUUCUCUUUUCAUUGCUACUAAUAUUUGCGAAACUAUUGUAUGGAAAGCUUUCAGUCCUGCUACUAUGAAUACCGGUCGCGGCACUGAAUUCGAAGGGGCUGUGAUCGCUUUAUUCCAUUUGUUAGCCACGAGACAAGAUAAAGUUAGAGCAUUACGCGAAGCUUUCUACCGACAGAAUUUACCCAAUUUGAUGAAUUUAUUGGCUACUGUACUAGUGUUCGCCGUCGUUAUCUACUUCCAAGGUUUUAGAGUAGAUUUACCCAUCAAAUCUGCUAGAUACAGAGGUCAGCAUAGCAGUUAUCCCAUUAAAUUAUUCUACACAUCGAAUAUUCCCAUAAUCUUACAGUCAGCUUUAGUUUCUAAUUUAUACGUUAUUUCUCAAAUGUUAGCUGUGAAAUUCCAAGGAAACUUUUUAGUUAAUUUGUUGGGUGUUUGGGCUGAUGUUGGAGGCGGUGGCCCGGCUAGAGCGUAUCCAGUCGGUGGCUUAUGUUAUUACUUGUCUCCUCCUGAGAAUUUGGGCCAUAUAUUGGAAGAUCCAAUCCACGCCAUUUUAUACAUCAUUUUCAUGCUCGGAUCUUGUGCGUUUUUCUCGAAAACUUGGAUCGACGUUAGCGGAUCGUCAGCGAAAGAUGUCGCCAAACAACUAAAAGAACAACAAAUGGUUAUGUGCGGUCAUAGAGAUAAUUCGAUGAUUCACGAGUUGAAUCGCUAUGUACCGACGGCGGCUGCUUUCGGAGGUUUAUGUAUUGGAGCAUUAUCGGUAUUGGCCGAUUUUAUGGGCGCCAUCGGAUCAGGAACCGGAAUUUUACUAGCUGUAACUAUUAUAUACCAGUAUUUCGAAAUAUUUGUGAAAGAACAAAGUGAAAUGGGGGGAAUGAGUACAUUACUGUUCUAAAGAUAUUCGUUGUUUUGUUCCGUAAUUCAAAACUACCGUUGCUUUACGCUAGGAGUGAAUAUGUAGAUGUAUUUGUGUAUAUGCUCUUUUUCCAUGUUUCCCUUCAGUUUCUCCCAUUUUUUUUUUUUUUUUUUUUUUUUUUUUUUUUUUUUUUGGUAU
Molecule: messenger RNA, 1837 nt
Organism: Planococcus citri (citrus mealybug)
Lineage: Eukaryota; Metazoa; Arthropoda; Insecta; Hemiptera; Pseudococcidae
Product: protein transport protein Sec61 subunit alpha-like
Exons: 9
Coding region: 248-1678 (476 amino acids)
Biological process (GO): SRP-dependent cotranslational protein targeting to membrane, translocation; post-translational protein targeting to membrane, translocation
Cellular component (GO): Sec61 translocon complex; membrane
Molecular function (GO): ribosome binding; signal sequence receptor activity; transmembrane protein transporter activity
Source: RefSeq, a predicted model, not a curated record